Molecule: messenger RNA, 2352 nt
Organism: Syngnathoides biaculeatus (alligator pipefish)
Lineage: Eukaryota; Metazoa; Chordata; Actinopteri; Syngnathiformes; Syngnathidae
Product: N-acetyllactosaminide beta-1,3-N-acetylglucosaminyltransferase 2
Exons: 2
Coding region: 280-1617 (445 amino acids)
Cellular component (GO): membrane
Molecular function (GO): hexosyltransferase activity
Source: RefSeq, a predicted model, not a curated record
UGCGCAGUCCUCUGUCUCACCUGAGACUUGUUGCUCAGAUCCGGGUGAUGUCAAUGACUGCUUGCUUGAUUUAAGAGGAUUUUUUUCCCAUUACUUAACACAGUCAAUGGACAUCAGUGAUGUUCUCGCAGACGGGAAAAUUUGAUCUAGCAAGUAAUCCAACCGGAAUGAGAACCCAAAACAAGAUGGACUUUUUACCUUGCUGAGUCUUCCAUAUCAGUCGACUUCACCAAUUUUAGAAUUUUGCUGUCUUGUGUGUCCCUAAUUUCAGCAAAUGCGAUGGGCAAAUGCUGCAAGUGCAACAGGAGGCUUCUUUGCAUGUGCUUGCUGCCUUGCAUGAUGACUGGCCACCUUCUGAUUUAUAUCAUGGUUACCAUAUUCGUCACCAUCUCCUACGCUCCCCCGAAAAUAACCAUUCACUAUAUUGCUCCAGGGAUUUCAGCAAAUUCUGGGGCCUUGGCUUCUCAUCCACUCAACCCCUUCUGGAAACUUCAUCUGGAACAGAGCGCACUGUGGAACCAGUUACAGCACUCCUUGGACCGUCACUACAAUCCAAUUCUACAAGGGAACAUGACUAUGACAUCCAGGAAGCCCAAAGCAAAACUCUCACGUCGAAUUAAUGAUGAAUGUCUCGCUGGUUGUGAGUCACACACAUGUUCAGAACACCAUCAAUAUGCUGUCAACGAUAUACCAGAACAAAUGAGGGCAUUUGUCAGGUCGAUGCAUUGCAGGAGUUAUCAAAUCCUUAUCAAUCAACCCACAAUGUGCAAAAGGAACAAGACUAAAUCUGGUUUUGACUAUCCAAUGCUUCUCAUGGCCAUUAAAUCUCAAGUGGGGAACUUUGAAAACAGACAAGCCAUCCGGGAAACAUGGGGGAGCAGCGGUUUUGUGACAGGGGAGUUCAAAAAGAAAGGCGGAUUUGUGCGUACCGUGUUUCUUCUGGGAAGGCAGGACUCGAGUACAGGACCUCAUCCGGACCUGAAAAAUUUUUUGGACCUAGAGAACCAAAAGUACGGGGAUAUCCUCCAAUGGGAUUUUACAGACUCUUUCUUCAACCUGACCCUGAAGGACUUGCUUUUCUGGCAUUGGCUCCAGCAAUAUUGCCCCACAGCUGUAUUUGUCUUUAAAGGGGAUGACGACGUCUUUGUCCGAACUGGCGCCCUACUGGAUUACUUAAACGAGCAGUGGGAAGAACGCAAACUGCAGCGGGGCCAUACAAAUGAAAUGCUCAUGGAUUUGUUUGUGGGAGAUGUCAUCAACAACGCAAUGCCAAACCGGGAUCCAUCUACUAAGUACUACAUACCAGAAAGUUUCUACAAAGGUGCCUAUCCACCUUAUGCUGGAGGAGGAGGGGUGGUUUACUCUCGUUCACUUGCAUUACGACUAAAAGAGGUGUCUGCAAGGGUUUUCCUUUUCCCAAUUGAUGAUGUUUACCUGGGAAUGUGCUUGCAAAGACUCGGGCUCUCUCCAAGUCACCACCCAGGUUUUUUAACAUUUGAUCUCCCAGACACGGACAGGGAGAAUCCUUGUGCAUACAAAUCUGUGCUGCUCGUUCACAGACGAAGUCCCAAAGAAAUGUUGACGUUAUGGCACAAGUUGCAGAAUAUGCAAUGUUGACGUUUAUGUACUGUCAAAUCGGAUUCAUUGGGAGGAAUGCAACCGUGAUGACCUGAAAUUUGAACAUUAUUUAUUUUAAGCGCCAAAAUCCUAGGAAAUGUUUCGUAUGCAAACAGCACAGUUGUCCAGUGGUUUACGUGCAUUGUUUGCAAUGACUCUCUCUGAAUGUCAACUUAGAUAAAUUCAAGCCAUCGGUGAUCCACAACAGGCUAAUAGUUUGUGUGAAUUGUCACGUAUUGCUUUUAUCAAAUAUGGAAUAAGAUGUUUGAUCUACCUACAAACAGCCUUACAAGGAUGAUACACAAAGACAUAAGUGCAUUGGUUCUAAUGUACUCAAGUUCUAAUAAUUAUCAUAUUCUUGCUGAGAUUUUUUCGUGAUUACUUGCUUUAGAAUUAAAUAUUACAUUUUGAACCUGUUCAACAUAAGCUUUCACAAUUAUGUAAGAUGAACAUGUCACUAAGAGUUAUCAUUUUGUUCUCUGUUACCAUAAUUUUGUGCGCUAAAUUAUUUUACAUACUUGUCCUAUUUAUGUUGUAUGUGUUUUAAAUUACUUUGCUUUACUUGUUUGUUAAUAAGCAUGAAAAGUUCAAAAUUGAUCUGAAUGAUGCUUGAUUUGUUCUGCUUAUCCCUUUGUCCUCUCGGGGGUUUGUCACUACAGGUGUGUGCUGUCUUUCUUCACUUCUGUGAAUGGAGGCCUGUACAUUCAAUAAAAAUACAGUGCAGUUGUCCAACUA